Prorocentrum cordatum is the source of this 866-nucleotide messenger RNA. NCBI's taxonomy places the organism in Eukaryota, Dinophyceae, Prorocentrales, Prorocentraceae. The record is from the annotation of a GenBank genome assembly.
CCCGGGCCUCCUCCUGGAGGACGCGAUCGCGGGGGAGGAGGGCGGCCACCUGCUGCCGAAGGUGGGCAACGUCAGCUUCUUCCAGUACUUCAGCUCGGCCAUCCAGAGGGACCUUCGGGCUCGUGGGGCAUUCCCCCACCGGCCACGGACUUCGUCUACGAGUCGCUCCUGAUCCCAGACUCCGCGGCCUUCUGCUGGGGAGGGCCGCCGCCGCCGCGGCCGCUGCCGGAGGCGUGGAUCUCGGAGGCGCCGCCGGCGUGGUCGCGGUCGCGCCCGCCCCCCACGAGUACGGCUAUCCCGGGGCGAAGAAGCUGCCGGGCGUGCACCGGGCGCUGCGGGAGGCGGUGCCGCCGGCGGCGGACCUGUUCGGCAGCCCCGAGCUGGGCUCGAAGGGGGUGACCGGUCAGCUGCUGGACACCUUGGCCGUGCACAUCUGGCUCUCGUCGCCCGGCAUCGCCAACAACGCGCAUUUCGAUAGUCACUGGAACUACCUCGUCCACGCGGCUGGGGACAAGAGCGUGCUGCUGGCGCCGCCGCGGGACUGCUGGAACCUGGCCUUCUACCCCCGGGCGCACCCGGGGCUGCGCAGCAGCCCCCUCGACCUGCGGCGGCCGCGGGCGGAGCUGCUGGCCGAGUGCCCCGCCGUGGCGAACGCCAGCUUCCUGCGGGCGCAGCUGAGCCCCGGAGACGUGCUCCCCUUUGGCGUCCCCCCGUUUUGGGUUCAUUUUAUCCACGUGCCGGAGAGUUCGUCGCCUUCCGCGACGUAUAGCUUCUUCUCCGACCACACGACGACCAGCUGUUUCGUGCCAGCAUCCCAGCGCCUACGUCGCCCGGGGAGGCGCUCGCACAGCUGCUGGCAGUCCUGA